CCAGGCCGUGAGGGUGAGCGGGUCACGAUGCCGUCCAACUCCACCAACAUGAGGCUGAAGUUCCCCGUGGUGGCUCUGACGCUGGAGAUCAUCACCAUCAUCCUGUACGCCAUCUUCGUGGUGUACGACGACGGGCACGACCACGCUUCGGAUCAUCACAGCGCCGACAAUGAGACUCACACCGAGAAGAGCCCGGUGGCCCUCUACCCCAUGUUCCAGGACGUCCACGUGAUGAUCUUUAUUGGUUUCGGGUUCCUCAUGACCUUCCUGAAGAAGUACGGCUUCAGCAGCGUGGGCAUCAACCUGCUGCUGGCCGCCUUCGGUCUGCAGUGGGGUUUACUGCUGCAGAACAUCUGGCACCUGCACGAUGGCAAGAUCAAGGUCUCCAUCUCGAGCAUGAUCAAUGCUGAUUUCAGCACGGCGACGGUGCUCAUCUCCUUCGGCGCUGUUUUGGGGAAGACCAGCCCGGUUCAGCUGCUCAUCAUGACCCUGCUGGAGAUCACCACCUUCUGCAUUAAUGAACACCUUGCUGUUGGAAUCCUGUCGGCGUCUGAUAUUGGAGCCUCCAUGACCAUCCACGCGUUUGGAGCUUAUUUCGGACUCGCCGUCGCUCGGAUGCUCUACCGACCGGGUCUCCGCGACGGCCACGACAACGAGGGAUCCGUUUAUCACUCCGAUAUGUUCGCGAUGAUCGGAACCGUGUACCUGUGGAUGUUCUGGCCGAGCUUUAACUCCGCCAUCGCCGCUCCUGGAGCUCCACAGCUCACCGCCAUCAUCAACACCUACUUCUCUCUGGCCGCCUGCGCCCUCGCCGCCUACGCCACGUCCAGCCUGGUGGAGAAGAAAGGAAAACUGGACAUGGUUCACAUUCAGAACGCCACGCUGGCCGGUGGUGUGGCUGUGGGAACUUGUGCCGAUAUGAGCAUCGCACCGUUCGGAGCCAUGCUGAUCGGAGUCGUCGCCGGGGUCAUUUCCACCCUCGGCUUCAAAUUCCUCUCUCCCAUUCUUGCAUCCAAGCUGGGAAUUCAGGACACGUGUGGAGUUCAUAACCUGCACGGCAUGCCGGGGAUCCUGGGAGGCCUCGCUGGCAUCGUAGCUGCAGCACUGGGCAAAAAAAAAGGCGUUUCUCCGGUGUAUCAGGCGGCUGCUCUGGCUUCAUCUCUGGGUUUCGCUCUUGUUGGAGGAGCCAUAACAGGUCUGAUAAUGAAGUUGCCGUUUUGGGGGCAGCCGCCCGAUCAGAACUGCUACGACGACUCCAUCUACUGGGAGGUACCUGAGGAGGAGGAGGCAGAAGAAAGUCUCACUCACACCGACCAUUCGAAGAACAAAACAGAGGCUUAAAACCGCAAACCUCAACAUCACUCAUCAGGGAUCAACCAGGAUCAUCAGAGCAGCUCAAACCAACCAAACCAACCGAAACAACCGAACCAACCGAAUUAUCAGUCGACUUCCGUUAAAGCCAAAGUUUCACUGUGUAUUAUACUUCUAUAUUUUUUUAUAUUAGAAUUUUAAACCUCUUGUUUUGAUACUAACUCCCCGUGCCUUACAGAGACUGAUCUCAGAUCAGAUCAGAUCAGUAAAGAGACGUCUGAAUGCAUGCUUUAAUAUUUCCUCCACCCCCCCCACCCCCACACACACACACAGGUGACUGACUUAAUAUGAUUUAUACACUUUUGUAUUUAUGUGUGUGUGUGUCUGUGUGUGUGUGUGUGUGUGUUUAUAUCACUAGCUUGAGCUUCCUAUAGUUAGAAGAAUGUGAAGCUCCUGGCAUCACAGUAUAUCACAAAAAAGAUUAAAAUUGUAAUAAACAUAUUCUGUCUUCAAUAAAUAUGUUUUAUACAUCU
Molecule: messenger RNA, 1844 nt
Organism: Trichomycterus rosablanca
Lineage: Eukaryota; Metazoa; Chordata; Actinopteri; Siluriformes; Trichomycteridae
Gene: rhag
Product: Rh associated glycoprotein
Exons: 10
Coding region: 28-1341 (437 amino acids)
Biological process (GO): ammonium transmembrane transport; ammonium homeostasis
Cellular component (GO): plasma membrane
Molecular function (GO): ammonium channel activity
Source: RefSeq, a predicted model, not a curated record